This is a messenger RNA of Populus trichocarpa (black cottonwood), 1524 nucleotides long. RefSeq lists its product as uncharacterized. NCBI's taxonomy places the organism in Eukaryota, Viridiplantae, Streptophyta, Magnoliopsida, Malpighiales, Salicaceae. The transcript has 4 exons. The record is from RefSeq and is a predicted model, not a curated record. Bases 128 to 1021 code for a protein of 297 amino acids.
UAUUCCCUUGUUAUAUUCUUCUUCUACAAAUUAUUAUGAUCAUCGCCUGAAAAACUCUCUCCCUCCUUUAUCUCAGAAACCAUACAGAAAAUUUCAAACUUUAUCAGUUCUUAGGGUUUCCAAUUCAAUGACUUAUUAUGAGGAUGACAGUGUGGUGCUAGAUGUAAGGAUGAGAAUGGAGGGUGAUAAAAUUGAUGAUAACAGCAAAGGGGAUUAUGUGAACUUGAGAGACGAGAAUGGGGCUGGUGAAAGGUGUAAUCAUUUUGGUUGUUGUUGGGGGCUUGGAGGGUCUGUGUUCUGGUAUUGGGUUAAGUUGGCUGUGACUUUUACGUUUUUUGGGUUAUUGGCUGCUGCUUGUGUCGAGUGGGUUGGCCCCUUUCUGAUGGAUAAGGAGAUAAUCCCUAUCAUAAAUUGGGAGACAACGACUUUUAGCACUCCAGUACUAGUGGUUCUGCUCUUUGCCUCUGUGGCAUUGUUACCAACUCUACUUCUACCAUCGUCUCCUUCUAUGUGGGUGGCUGGGAUGACAUUUGGUUACGGGUUUGGAUUUCUAUUAAUAAUAACUGCAGCGGCUGUGGGUGUGUCACUUCCAUAUUUCAUUGGCUCUUUGUUCCUUCAUAAAAUCAGAGGGUGGUUUGACAAAUAUCCAAAGAGAGCUGCUAUUUUGAGAGCAGCUGGUGAAGGAAACUGGUUUCAUCAGUUUCGAGCUGUGGCUCUGAUCAGGAUUUCUCCAUUUCCAUAUAUUCUGUAUAAUUACUGUGCUGUUGCAACAAAUGUUAAGUAUGGGCCUUACUUCUUGGGAUCAUUGGCAGGAAUGGUGCCAGAGAUUUUCGUUGCAAUGUAUACUGGGAUUGUCAUUAGGACCUUGGCAGAUGCAUCAAAUGACCGGCAUGCUCUCUCGGCUCAACAAAUUGUCUUCACGGUAUUUGGUUUCUGUGCCACGGUGGUUGCCACAAUUAUCAUCACUGUGUAUGCCAAAAGGCAGCUCAAGGUGAUGCAGGAUGAACCAUUACUGGCAUAGCUUCUGUUCUAGUUCUGAAUCAGUGAAAAACAAUCUUCCACAUACCAGCAUUGUCAGAUUGCACACUUAAGCAUGAUUUGAGUGAUGAAGUUUUAUUUUAUUAACAACUUCAUCCAUGUGUGUUAUUGCACGCUAGCAUUGAUCACCAUACAGAAACUACAGACUGUGUGGAAAAGGCAGGCAUCUAACUUCAUUGUAUAAAGCCGCUUCCUUACUCGCUUUCAUCACCCUGUAUUCUCUAUAUUUAAUCUCUUUCAAUUGUUGCUCGUAUAUGAUUGAAUUAUCUGGCUUAGAAGAGGCUGCAUUGGACAUAGGCAAAGAAGUUGAAAGUUGUGAAUGAAAGUUGAAGUGUUCUUGACUCGUGUAGUUAAUUGCAUGUUAUUCUGCAAAAGUUCAUGCUGGACUGCUGCAGAUUCCAUGCCAUACUAUAGCAGCAUUCCGGUGUUUUUGUACAUAAAAUAUGUAUCAAUAUUUUAUUUAGGUCGAAUUCAUUUGUGAGUCCA